CCCAAAGGACGGACAAAUUAUAUUGAUAUUUGAUACUCCCAAGCUCUGAAUGCACAGUUGAAACAAGACACAGCUAAAUGAGGCAGCGCCAGCAGAAGGCUCCAGAUAUUGCACUGCACAACGCCUGUAAUUCCCUCGACCACGAAACGACAUGUCUCUCAUGCACACGCCCUCCUCUCUCCCUAACAAGUGUGCACCUCCAUCCACGUGUCCCCUCCCUCCUCCUUCUAUUCUUAAACACUCACCCCUCUUCCCCCUUCCACUCUCUCUCUUCACUAUCCUUCCUUCACGGUGCUCACACUGUCAUCCAGAAACCUCAGACCAUCCUUUCCAUGGCCGACACCCGCCAAGACUACUACCACUACCAACACAAGCCAAUGUAUGCAUCCGAAUCUCCUUCCGCUUCCCAGGUUCUGGCCCUCGCCGCACUCCUCCCUCUCGGCGCUUUUCUCCUCCUCCUCGCCGCCCUUACCCUAGCCGCAACUGUCUUAGGCAUCGCCGUCUCCGCCCCACUGUUUGUCAUUUUCAGCCCGGUCUUGCUCCCCGCUGCGCUACUUCUCGGACUGGCCGUCGCUGGGCUUUUGACGUCGGGCGCGUUCGGAGUCACCGCGCUUUCCUCGUUCACAUGGCUGGCCAACUAUGUCCGCCGCUCACGGCUGCCCGAGCAGCUCGAGUAUGCCAAGCAUCGGGCCCGGGAGACGAUUAGCCAAGCGGCCCAGAGUGCUAAGGAGGCUGGUGAGGCUGUGCUGAGCAAGGUACAAGAAUCGGGCCAGGAGAUGCAGACUACAGCCCAGGAGACCAAGAAUAAGACCGAGGGUGGCAAGGCCCGAGAAGAGAAGAGAUCUUCAUAAACGUAGACGUCGUUUCCAGUCGGUCCUUGUGAUUUCUUUCUCAGUGUCGGUGCACGCCGUCUUCAUUUCUGCGUUGUGUGUAGUGUGAGGUGUGUUUAAUUAGUGCCCAAAAAACAUAAAAAACUAGGGGGUGGGGUCUUGUGGCCAUUGUAUUAUCAAUAACCCCCGUUUAGUCUGCUUCUGCACCUAAAUUUCUGAGUUUCAUGGUUUAGUACUGUAUUUAUCGGUCGAUUUCAUUCGUAACUCUCACCCACGUUUGAGAUCCCCCAAGUUAA
Messenger RNA from Prosopis cineraria, 1126 nucleotides. RefSeq names its product oleosin Cor a 15-like. Gene Ontology annotation, cellular component: membrane; monolayer-surrounded lipid storage body. The record is from RefSeq and is a predicted model, not a curated record. Bases 78 to 851 code for a protein of 257 amino acids. NCBI's taxonomy places the organism in Eukaryota, Viridiplantae, Streptophyta, Magnoliopsida, Fabales, Fabaceae. The transcript has a single exon. Gene Ontology annotation, biological process: lipid storage; response to freezing; seed oilbody biogenesis.